AUGAAUAGAGGAAGUUAUUCUGACGUUGAAGAUGAAGAUAAUUUUGGUAUGCAUGAAUACACGCCAGAAGACGAAUACGGUGGCGAAAGCGAUUUUGCGAACGAUGCAUUGUCUGUAAUAGGGUAUCAUUGGAAAGGUUAUUGGAUAAACAAUAAAAAAGACGGUGAAGGGGUUUUCAAGUUCAAAAACAACGACAAAUUUUCCGGAACGUGGAAGUCUGAUAUGAAACACGGGUUGGGAACCUAUACGUUUUGUAAGACUGGAGCCGUUUUGACGGGAAUGUGGCUGAAUGACAAGAGAGUCAACAACUUUCAAGUUUUUUAUCCAAUUAGUGGCAUUACUGGUUUCACGUAUUAUGGCACGUGGGAUGAAAACGAAAUGGUUACCGGGAAAGGAUAUUUUGUGUUCGGACAUUUAAAGUGCAUGCAAAGUGGCGAAUACAUCGAAAAUCCRUUUUACAAAAACACGAAAUCCAGUGAACUACAAAACAACAUAUGCAAGUCUUUGUGGUUGUCAAACAAAAUAAUGCCGAUCAUCAGUGGCAUGUUGCCGCGUGUGCCAAAAACGAGGUCAGUGGCCAGAGCGAGGUCUUCAUGUGACACGAGUUUCCUUUUARCCGACAAAAUGUCUACGAUUGACGUGCCGGCGCCGACGACGAGUCRUAUGGAAAUGUACGAGCACAAAGAUGACUUUUGGGCUGAAAUGGAAGAACUAGAAAUCGAUCCGAAACUCAACCUGCAGGAAGUUGAUACAAAAUCGUCAAAUUACAAUGAUCAAAACGAAUGA
Diuraphis noxia (Russian wheat aphid) is the source of this 786-nucleotide messenger RNA. RefSeq lists its product as uncharacterized. Lineage: Eukaryota; Metazoa; Arthropoda; Insecta; Hemiptera; Aphididae. The record is from RefSeq and is a predicted model, not a curated record.